Molecule: messenger RNA, 633 nt
Organism: Laccaria bicolor S238N-H82
Lineage: Eukaryota; Fungi; Basidiomycota; Agaricomycetes; Agaricales; Hydnangiaceae
Exons: 10
Coding region: 1-633 (210 amino acids)
Source: RefSeq, a predicted model, not a curated record
AUGUCCUCUUCGUCGCCAGAUGCCCAGGCGCUUGCAACCGCCGCCCUUCAUCUAACGGCUGGAAAGUACUUCCAGAUUGCUGCAUUUGUAAUGCUGGUGUAUGAUCAAAUUUAUCGUUGGUAUCGAUGGAUCCUGUAUGGGCCAAAUCGUUGCGAUAGAUUUGUCGCGUUUGAGGGAUCCUCCACAGUUGCAAUGGUAGCAGUCUGCGAAUAUCUGCUCACCAGCACACCAGUGAUCAUGAUUUUACGGGUUUAUGCCCUUUACGGCCGUAGCCGUCUCAUAUUGGCGUUUCUCUCAUUUUUAUGGGUUGUGCAAGUUACGUUAUCGUCCAUCGGAAUGAGGACCGGUUUCGGUUGUAUUUUCUCGAGUGCAAGUCCGCUAUUCCAGGUCAAGAAGGACACCCUUGGACCGUCGGAUUUGAAAGCUGUUGGUGCAUCUUUCAGUCAAUUGAUCACCGCAACCAUGAUAUCCCGGCUUGUCCUCAACUUGCGAUCUCUCUCUUACGUCUCCGAUGGUCACGACGCUGCACUGCUACCUUCACGAAAUAUUGAUACCCACAAAAACGCAUUUGUGGCAAGAACGAUAGUAGGAAAUCUCGGGGAAGACAUGGAAACUUUCCUCGAUUUCAACUAG